Messenger RNA from Paramecium pentaurelia, 778 nucleotides. The record is from the annotation of a GenBank genome assembly. NCBI's taxonomy places the organism in Eukaryota, Ciliophora, Oligohymenophorea, Peniculida, Parameciidae.
GAUGUCUUUUUAUCCAGGCUAUAGAUAUCCAUAUGCAGCACCCCUCACAAACUCAAUUCCUGCUCCAAUAACAUAUGCUCCACAAAUGUCCUAUGCUCCCCAAGUGAAUUAUGCUCCACAAAUUUCAUAUGCUGCUCCUGUUUAAUAUGCUCCAUAAAUGUCAUAUGCUGCUCCAGUUUAGUAUGCAAGACCUAUCACUCAAUCUGUCGUUUAACCAGUUGUCACACAACCUGUGGCUGUUCAAUAAGUUAUACAAUAACCUGUAAUUGCAUAACCAGUUGUUGCCCAACCUGUCUAAGCACCAAUAAAAGGAGAAUCAAGAGUUGAAUACAGAGAAUAUUAAAGACAAGUUGUUGAAAUGGAAACUGAGACUGUUUAAGUACAAGUGCCAAAAACGAAAUAUGUAACAGACUACUACCCUAUUGAAUACUAAACUGAAUAUAUUCCUAGAACUGUCUACGAAUAAUAAACAGAAUAUGUCCCCGUAACCAAAACAGUUCCAAGAGUUGAAUAUGAGGCUUAUGAAAGAGAGGUUUAAAGAGUAUAAAAUUAGUUUUAUAACGCUAGCCUCAACAAGUGAUGGUUUAACAACCUGUAGUAUAAUAAGUCGUUCAAUAACCGGUUGUUCAAUCUGUUAUGUAAUAACCAAUUGUUUAACAGCCAUUGUCAUAUUCAUUAGUAAGACAAGCACCAACAUAUGCAGCUCCUAUGGCAUAUUAAAGUGUAGCUCCAAUGGGUUCAUAUCCAGGCUUUUAUGGAGGAUAUAGACCUUUUUGAG